AUGGAGGCUCAUAUUGCGUCUCAACAUGCAAGGUCUGAAGAUUCAACACUAAAGGAGUCACCAAGCCAAGAGGUUGUAGAUAUUGCCUCUCACCAUGAACAAUCUGAAGUUUCAGCACAGGUGGCACAUCUGGAGAGAGUGAAAGAGUCACUUAAGGAAGACACAACUUUAGAUGAAUAUAUUCUUGAAAGUUGGAGGCAGGAGGACAGCCAGUUUGUCCCUACGACAGCAAGUCAAUUUGUAGAAGAUAAGAUUAAAAGUCAAAAUCUUGUCACAGUUGUCGGUAAUUCUGGAUGCGGGAAAACGGCAGUCAUCCAGCACAUUGCACUUAAAUUAAAAGAAGAAGGAUGGGUUAUCAAACCUGUCGAUGAGGUCAGAGAAAUAAAAGACUUAUUUUCUACUGCAAGUUUACCACAUAAUGAAACACUGUUUGUCCUAAAUGAUCCUAUUGGUAAAGAGACUUUAGAUGAAAUUUCAUAUAAUUCAUGGAAAACAUAUGAGAAAACAAUAGUGACUCGCUUGGAGAAAGUUAAAUUAUUGGUAUCAUGUAGAAAAAGUGUCAUUAGUGACAAGAGAUUAGAAGGGAUUCUGAAAAAGGACUCCAACAUAGUAGAAAUUGACAACGACAAAUUGAAACUGUCAGCAAAGGAAAAAGAGGAGAUCUUAGAGAAAUACUGCCAUCAUAUGCAUUUGUCUAAAGAAACUAUUAAAGACAUUGUUAAAACAGAGGCUUAUUUUCCCUUGCUUUGUAAUUUUUUUUCAAACAAACAAAAUUGCAACAAGGAAGGAGUAAGUUUAUUUAAACAUCCCUUUAAUAUCAUUAAAAAAGACAUUGAACGUUUGAAAGAAUUAGACAAAAGGAAAUAUUGCGGCUUAAUUUUGAUUGCAGUCGUUAACAAUAAUUUGAAUGUCGAAACUAUUAGGAGGAAUGAAAAUUCUUUAGAGAAAUACAGAAUCAUAUUAGGAAUAUGUGAGCUACCGGAAAAUACAAAUAUAUCAGUCAUUCGCAAUGCACUCCAACAACUAAAAGGGUCUUAUGUCAAACGUGUCGGACACACUUUCCAAUUCCUUCACGACUUUAUUAUGGAGAUAACAACCCUUGUGUGUGGUGUUGAUUGUCCACAAGAGACAAUACAGUACGCACACAGUGGUUUUCUGAGACGUCGGGUGAAGAUAGAAGACGAUACAGAAAAGGAAGAUCGCGAUCCCUUCACUGUUUACCUUCCUGAAGAGUACAUUGGGGAUCUUGUGGACAGGUUUAUCAUUGACAUGCAAACAGAACAUAUUGUAGAUGUUCUACUCAAUCCAUGUUUAAGGAAAGAGAAUGUCAUCAAAUGUUUUAAGGAAAAAGUAGAUUCGCUUCGAAAGAUUCUUGUCAGAAUUAAGUGUGAAAUAGAUAGAUCGGAAUUUGAAAGCUCGUUCAAACGCUUUGGUUUGUCUAGACUUGGUUUCUUAAUUGAUUUAAAAGAAGAAAUAUGUCCUUUGAUUGGAUUCAUAAUAUUUUGUCAUGAUGACAUUUCUUCAUUUUUCUUGAAUAAACUAAAUCAAACAAUGUUAAAAGAUUACCAUAUCGUUUCUGCCUUAUGUGCAAAUGGUAAGACAAGCCUAUUAAAUUCUCUCAGCGAGGAAUACAAAAAAAACAGCAAUGAUGGGGAAUUAGUAAGACUUGGUGCUGACGUUAACGAGUUCACAACUAAUGACAAAUGGACUCCAUUAUCACUUGCUGCUGCAAAUGACGAGGAUCAUUUAAAAGAGGCCGGGAUCGACACAAAAACUGGAGAAAGACCUUGUCAAAAUGGACAUGAGAACACGGUGCAACUGUUACUGACCAAUGGUUCCGACAUCAAUUUAUGUGAAAAUAAUAGAGCCACUCCACUUCAUAUAGUUUGUUAUAAGGGUCAUGAUAGCAUGGUACAACUGUUACUAAACAACGGUGCCGACAUCAAUCGAUGUUAUAAUGAUGUAGCCAGUGCCCUUCAUAUAGCUUGUGAAAAUGGACAUCAUAGCACAGUGCGACUGUUACUGAAGAACGGUGCCAACAUCAAUAUAUGUGAUAAUAAUGGAGUCAGUCCUCUUUUUGUGUCUUGUCAAAAAGGACAUUAUAGCACGGUUCAACUGUUACUGAACAACGGUGCCGACAUUAAUUUAUGUGAAAAUGAUGGAUACAGUCCUCUUUGUGUAGCUUGUUUUAAUGGACAUGAUAGCACAGUAAAAGUGUUACUGAAGAGUGGUGCCGACAUCAAUUUAUGUAACAAGAACGGAUUCAGUCCUCUUUGUGUAUCCUGUUAUAAUGGACAUGAUUUCACGGUACAACUGUUACUGAAAAAUUGUGCUGACAUCAAUUUUUGUGAUAAUGAAGGCAAUAGUCCCCUUUUUUUAGCUUGUUAUAAGGGACAUGAUUGCACGGUAAAAGUGUUACUGGACAACGGUGCUGAUGUCAAUAUACGAAACAAGAACGGUGAAUGUCCUCUGUCGAUAGCUAAAAGGAAUGGACAUGACAAAACAGUCCAACUGUUAAUUGACAAUGGUGCCUCAUAA
Molecule: messenger RNA, 2538 nt
Organism: Saccostrea cuccullata (small rock oyster)
Lineage: Eukaryota; Metazoa; Mollusca; Bivalvia; Ostreida; Ostreidae
Exons: 6
Coding region: 1-2538 (845 amino acids)
Cellular component (GO): nucleus; cytoplasm
Molecular function (GO): protein binding
Source: RefSeq, a predicted model, not a curated record